Rhinocladiella mackenziei CBS 650.93 is the source of this 906-nucleotide messenger RNA. RefSeq lists its product as uncharacterized. Gene Ontology annotation, biological process: coenzyme A catabolic process. Bases 1 to 906 code for a protein of 301 amino acids. Gene Ontology annotation, molecular function: acetyl-CoA hydrolase activity; coenzyme A diphosphatase activity. NCBI's taxonomy places the organism in Eukaryota, Fungi, Ascomycota, Eurotiomycetes, Chaetothyriales, Herpotrichiellaceae. The record is from RefSeq and is a predicted model, not a curated record. The transcript is spliced from 2 exons.
AUGUCGCCGCUUUCACCGGCUUCAGCGAAAGCCAUUGAACGGUUGCGAUUGUACACUCCGCCGGAUACAGCAUGGCCCUCUAUGCCUCUCUCGCGAAGAGCUGCCGUUCUGAUCCUACUGUUUGCUGAUGAAAAAGGUGAAUUACGAGUAGUGAUCACCAUGCGUGCCAGCACUCUAAGUUCGUAUUCCGGUCACGCAGCCUUACCAGGAGGCAAAGCUGAAGAUGGCGAGACCGCUUUCGAAGUUGCCAGACGUGAGGCGUCAGAAGAAAUCGGCCUUCCAAGACGUGCAUCGGCCCUGCCACCACCAUUCAGAGUCGAGCACUUGUGUGAGAUGCCGACGAAUUUAGCGAAAACCGAACUUGUGGUCCGCCCGUGCGUGGCCUUUCUACAUUCUUAUGAUCCGGAGACGGGACUGGAUGCCAGUGUUGCGGAGAGACUACUUCCCCGACUGGAUGCGAGAGAGGUGGCCGCUGUGUUCUCAGCGCCGUUUAAGAACUUCCUGUACACGGAAGAUCUUCCUGGCCAGCCCAAUUUGCCUGGCAAGCCAAGUGACUGGUACAAAGGCUCAUGGACCGAUUGGCACCAGAGUCGAUGGCGGAUGCAUAAUUUCUUUGUUCCAGUCACAAAUCAGAUUGUUUCGAAGCCGAAGAAAAGCGAAGGACAAAGAGUUGCGGCCAGUAAUCUGGACCAAUAUUCAAGAUACAGAGUAUUUGGCAUGACUGCCAGAAUUCUUGUCGAUGCUGCUCGCUACGCAUAUGAGCAAGAGCCGACCUUCGAGCACAACAGCCACUUUGGGGACGAGGACAUGAUAAAUCGACUUCGCAAAGUUGGGCGGCUCGGAGACAGAAGAAAACCAACAGAUGAACUUACGAAGGAGGAUCUGGUCAAAGCUGCGAAUCUGUGA